Molecule: messenger RNA, 465 nt
Organism: Fraxinus pennsylvanica
Lineage: Eukaryota; Viridiplantae; Streptophyta; Magnoliopsida; Lamiales; Oleaceae
Source: the annotation of a GenBank genome assembly
AUGGCUGGCCUUUGGGCAUAUAAUUCCAUCUUUGCGCUCACUAAAUCCAUAGCUCAAAAGGGUCACAAAAUCUCAUUUGUUUCCACUCCAAGAAAUAUUGAUCGUCUCCCAAGAAUACCUCUCCAUUUAGUUUCAUCCAUAACACUACUUAAGAUUUCACUACCUAAAGUUGAAGGGCUCCCCGAAUCUGCAGAGGCAACCAUGGAUAUCGGCAAUGAAGAUAUUCCCUAUUUGAAGAAAGCAUUUCAUGGGAUGGAAACUGGGUUGACUCGUUUCUUGGAUGAGUCACGUCCAGACUGGAUUAUAUACGAUUUUACUCCACACUGGUUGCCUCCAAUUCCGGCAAGGCUUGGAAUUUCUCGUGCCACUUUUCGGGCAGUCAGUGCAUGGUUUUUAGCUUUUUUUGGACCAUCAGAGACUAUGAUUAACGGCCUAGAUGAAAGAAAAAAGUGGAAGACUUCAUGA